UUUAUUAAAUUCAAAACAUGUUGAUUGCUUACGGACAAACAAUGCUACUUCACAACGAUAAUGAUCGAAUCAACGGGACAACUACCUCUUUGGUGGAUAUUUUCAAUAACACGUAGACAUUUUUAUUAAGAUAAACAGCUUUUGUGCAUCAGUACUUAAUAUUUGUAUUUGACAGGUGAACUAGCUUGCGAUCUCCACCGACUCGGCUAGAACCCGUUUUCUCUUUUGAGAUAUUCACUUUUCGAGCUACUGAUACACAAUCUCAAUAAAAAUGUUUGUCCACAGGUAGUAGACAUGCGCUGGGGCGUCCGAGAUGAGGCCACCGACGAUCACAUGACCACAGAACUUUGUAUGCGGGAAAUCAAGAAUUGCCAGCGGCUGUCCAUGGGUCCGAACUUCGUGGUGUUCUUGGGCCAAAAAUAUGGAUACAGACCAAUACCGACAUACGUCCUAUCGUCAGAGCUGCAGAUGCUCCGUGAUGAACUGGCAGCUGGAGGCGUCGAUGUCAUACUUCUGGACACCUGGUAUAAAAAGGAUUCGAACGCUGUACCUCCGGUGUCUGUAUUGCAGCCUAUAUCUUCCAUUUUGAUUAAUUUCAAUAACAAGAGAGUCCCCAAACUCCAAGCUGAAGACCAGGCGGUCUGGUGGGACACACUAGCAAAGAUGCAGAAACUGUUCCGUAAAUCCGCACUACAACUGUACAACACUGGAAAAAUGGACAAGGACGCCAUGCAUAACUAUUUUAUGUCAGUUACGGAAAGGGAAGUCAUCAACGGCGUCCUCAACGUGAAAAACACUAAGAACCAUUGCCUGGCCUACGUGCGGUACAUCAACAACAUCAAUCUUCAGAACCUGAAAAAGGCCAGCAAUUUCGUGGACAUCCUCAAUAGAAGUCUUGACACUGAAGCCUCUAAGCUAUUAGCUGAUCUUCGGGAUGUGAGGUUACCGGAGAAAAUUGAGACUACCAAUAUACAAAAGUAUACAGUAGAAUGGAUAGGCCGUGAAGGCCUAGAUAAUGAAACGCACGCUGAGUAUCUCAAUCACUUCAUUUCCCAUUUCUACAAGAAUAUCAUAAAACUGGUGGACAGGGCAAUGCGCAAAGAAGACAGCAGCGCUCAAGGUCAAAUUGUUACCGAAAUUCUCCAACAUCUCCAUGCUUGCAACAAUUCAGUGAAAGUCUUCCACGGCAGAGAGGAUGAUCUCAAAUUUAUCGAGAAUUACAUGAAGGACAACUCUGAUAAACCCUUAGUUUUAUAUGGAGAAGGAGGUUGUGGUAAAACAAGUCUAUUAUCAAAAAGCGCCGCAAAGUGCCUGAGCGACUGGUUCGCAGAUGUUCGUCCGACAAACAUCGUCAGAUUCUUGGGUACUACUCCUGACUCCAGCGCUUUGACUCCCACACUAAUUUCAAUUUGUCAACAGAUCUCCUACAACCUAGCUCUCCCAUUCGAAACUAUCCCCGAUGACCUGGUACCCCUAACAGCUCACUUUAAGCAGCUCCUAACCAUGGCUUCUCAGCAGCAACCAUUACUUCUGUUCUUGGACUCUGUGGACCAGUUGACAGGAAUAGGAACUGAGAAUAACAAGGUUUCUUGGCUGCCGACUAGAUUACCACCGUUCUGUAAGAUUAUUGUAACUUGUGCUCGCGAGGAAGCAAAUCCAGAAGUAUCCAAAGAAUACGAAGUACUACGCAGGAUGAUUGAUUCUGAAGAGAAUUUCCUUGAAGUGACAGCUUUAGGAGAGGACUUGGCAAUGCAAGUGUUAAAGCUCUGGAUGGCAUCAGCAGCUCGUGACUUAAGCAACUACCAAUGGCGCCUGGUUUCUAACGCGAUUGGGUCGUGCUCUCUCCCAAUUUUCGUUAAGCUGGUCUUCGCUGAAGUCUGCAGAUGGAGGAGUUAUACUAAACCCACUGAUACGCAUUUAGCUUCCACUGUCAUGGACUCAAUUAUGAUGCUGUUCGAGAGAAUUGAGAAACAGCACGGCCGUCUGCUAGUAUUCCACGCCCUAGCCUACAUAACUGCAGCCCGUAGCGGUCUCUCAGAGACAGAACUCGAAGAUCUAAUCUCUCUUGACGACAAAGUACUGGACGAUGUCUAUCAGUACCACUUGCCACCUGUGAGGAGAAUACCUCCACUUUUGUGGACUAGGAUCCGUAACGACCUCCCCAAUUACCUAUCUGAGCGAGAAGCCGACGGUGUCUCCGUGAUGAAUUGGUACCAUCGUCAAUUCCGUGACACUGCCAGGGAGAGAUACUUCAAAAAUAUGAACAUGGCAAUGUAUUUCCAUUCUAUGAUCGCUGACUAUUAUCUUGGCAUUUGGGGAGGUGGCACACCAAAACCUUUCAAGUACACCGAGAUUCAACGGCAUCGCUUCAACCUGGCUGACAGAGAAGGCGUGGCUGAUAGAAAGGUCCCCAUGCAGCCAUUGGUUUUUACUUCUGCUGAUGGGUGUAUGAAAAGAUACAACUUGAGAAAGUUUGGCGAGCUUCCCUUCCAUCUUGUCAGAUCCAAGCGCUUCACAGACUUGUACGCUGAAGUACUGUUCAACUACGAGUGGCUUCACGCAAAGCUUAACUGCUGCCCUUUGCAGGCUGUGCUGGCGGACUUUGAGGACGCUAAGUUGCAUGUUAACAAAGACGCUGUAAGAGAACUGAUGCUGGUAGCAGAUGCCCUUCGGCUAGGAGGGGCAAUUCUCGGCCAAUAUCCAGACAUGCUGGCUCCUCAACUCGUCGGACGACUUUUGCCUGAAGCCCCUCACAAUCCAGCCGUAGCUUCACUAUUGAAACAAUGCAAUGAUAAGGGAAAGAACCAUUGUGCGUUACUGCCUUCCCAUCACUGUUUGCAUACUCCUGGUGGACCCCUGAAGUAUUCUUUAGAAGGUCAUCAGUUCGCAGUCUUCGGGUUUCGUCUCAGCUCAGACACCCGUUACGUGGUUUCCAUCUCCAGCCGAGUCAUCUCCUGGGAUCUAUCCACAUCAGACCUGGCACGAGAUCUGUGUCCACAACUUGAAGGCAUCAUGCAGAAUUUGGAACUAUCGCCAGAUAAUAAAUGGGCUGCUGCCAGCACUAAUAAUUCUGUGUCAAUGCUGCUUAACAUGCUGACUAGCGAAUACAUUACUAUCGACAACCCUCUUGAUGAAGGGGAAACAGUUCGAGGAGUGUAUGUCCUCAAUCACAACAUGAUCAUCUAUGGCCCCAACUCCUGGGUGCAGUACAAUAUGCGAGGAGAACACCAGGAGACACAUCCUGCACCCGAGACCACGCCUUAUGAUGAUCAUUGGGAAAUACUCUCAAUGGAGUUCACCGACCUGGAGAACUAUAUCCUAACCAUGUGGAGCGGCGAUCUCGAUGACGACAGAAUGCUCAUCUUCUUCUGCAAAAAUGGCAAUUAUAUGAAGCCAUUGAGAUGUCGAGGAGCCUUUGCUAUGAAUAAGACUUGGAGCAGGAUUUACACCAGUGAUCCUGAGAGGGGAUAUCAGGUAACUAUAUUCGAACUUGAAGAAGAGAAAUGUUCCUGGGAGAGAGUACAAGAACUUAAUCAUAAAGAAACAGAUACUGCAGAAGCCAUGCUACAAUUGAAAAGAGGAAAACAGGACCGGAUGUUGCUUGCAACAACAACAUAUAGUUUUGUGGUAUGGGAUUUCGAACAUAUUAUCCCGAGAGACAAACAUGAGGAAGAAAAGAAAAAGAAGAACGACGAAGACGAAAAGAAGGAUGAAGAAGACAAAGAAGAGGAAGAAAAAGAACCUGAGCCAGAAAAAGAUUAUCGCUUCGAAGGCAUAGUGUUGAAGCUUCCACACACUAUCAGGAACAUUUCGACCAAGAUGACACAGUCCAAUUCUUUUAUGAUCAGCAACAACAAUCAGUACGCUGUUGCUGGUGUCAGAAAAAAUCUCUACGUUUGGAGUCUCGAAACAACAAAACUGAUCAAAAUCCUCGAUGCCCAUUUCGGAAGGAUAGUCCAACUGGAACCAUUAACAGUCGGAACUUGGAACAACGUUAUUACUUCUUCCAUCGAUCGGACUGUAAAAAUUUGGAACAUAGAUAACAUCUUUGAACAGGUCCAUAAAAUUGACAGACAGGAAUUGCCUAUUGAUUCUAUCAGUCUGGCUCGGGACAAGCAACUCGCAGUCACAGUCACUAGAAGUUGCUGGGGCCUCUGGGAUACCAGCACUGGAAGGCUUCUGGCUCAACUUGCCGAUGCGCCUCUUGGAGCUAUUGUGACCCAUGCUGUGAUCACUCCGACGGGAGAAAACGUGCUCACUGCUGAAUCUGGGAAUGUUGUCAUAUGGGAUUUGGUAGAAAAACAGGUAAUAUACAAAGAAGAACAGAAGGGAGUAAAACAGCUAUUACUCCUAGAAGAGGGAACCAAAUUUAUUACAAUAUCGAUGCAAGGUUCGAAUGAUAACGUUGAUAGUAUCACCGUGGCUCAUAUUGUUGCUAGGACUGUCCCUGAUGGAGAAAGAAUCUAUAUAGCAGAUUACGAAGUACGAGGCACGCUAUUCCGUGCAGCAGUGGUCACUGCUGAUGAACAUCAUAUCGUCGCUCCAGGAGUUGACAAGUCGUCGAGAGAUUGUCUGCAUGUGUUCCAUGCUAGGACUGGCGCUAGGUUGCACAGGAUCCCGAUAAAGAACAGUGGUAUAAAGGAUAUGCAAUCGAUUGUGGCCCUGCCACACAAACCACUGUGGGUAGCUGUUAUUGGUAACGACAAGGCUGGUAUUCUCGAUAUCAAAACUAAGAGGCACAUCAGAUUUGUACCACGUUGGAACGGCUCCUGUACACGCGACGGCAAAAUUGGCCUAUGUGCUCCCACCCGCGGUGGCCUUGAACUUAUAGAACUGAAGCGUGGAACCACAGUUCAACCAUUAAUCUCCAGAGCGGCUGAGGGUGUCUUCUCCAUUAUUACCAUGUUCAGUUCGACGGACCAGAAUGUGUUUUAUUAUCAUAGUGGGAGGAAGACUUUGAGGGUUUUUAGGACUAUAGACGGCAAAGCAAUAGCUGAAUAUCGUGCUCCGGCAGAAGUGACCGCCGUCGCAAGCGCACACGGCGGGAAGGCAGUCGUUUUAGCGGGCCAAGAUGGCUGCCUUACUAUUUUAAACAUUGUCGAUCCGUACGAAUGAAAUACGUAACAUUGCUUAACGGAUAUUCACAACAAAUCUAGGAUGUUUCCUUAAUAUAAAGAACUGUAGGUGAAAAAUUCCUUCUCGUAUUUUACCCUCUCUUUAUAGGCGUCUCAUGCCCAAUACAAUUUCACUAUUACUAGCAUAGACUGUAGAGAAUUUAAAAAAUGUAGUUUGUCUGAUCUUUCGCUGGAAUUUGGAAUGAUAACAGAA
This is a messenger RNA of Hyposmocoma kahamanoa, 5328 nucleotides long. Its product is annotated as NACHT and WD repeat domain-containing protein 2. Bases 295 to 5115 code for a protein of 1606 amino acids. The record is from RefSeq and is a predicted model, not a curated record. The transcript has 30 exons. NCBI's taxonomy places the organism in Eukaryota, Metazoa, Arthropoda, Insecta, Lepidoptera, Cosmopterigidae. Gene Ontology annotation, molecular function: protein binding.